GCUUCCAUAUGUAGAAGCAGUCAGCCUUUAUCUGGCUUUAGUGCUCGAUGCCUCGAGGAUGAACAGAUGCUCCAGGCCAUUAGAAAAGCAAAUCCUGGAAGUGAUUUUCUGUAUGUUGUUGACACCCGACCCAAACUCAACGCAAUGGCGAACAGAGCAGCAGGGAAGGGAUAUGAAAAUGAAGACAACUACUCCAACAUCAAGUUUCAAUUCAUAGGCAUUGAGAACAUCCAUGUCAUGAGAAAUAGUCUGCAGAAAAUGCUUGAAGUUUGUGAGCUGAAAUCGCCUUCAAUGAGUGACUUUCUGUGGGGCCUAGAAAAUUCUGGCUGGCUGAAGCAUAUCAAAGCCAUUAUGGAUGCUGGCAUUUUUAUUGCAAAGGCUGUGGCUGAGGAAGGUGUGAGUGUGCUUGUUCACUGCUCUGAUGGCUGGGAUAGGACAGCCCAGGUUUGCUCUGUAGCGAGCCUUCUAUUGGAUCCAUAUUACAGAACUAUGAAGGGAUUCAUGGUGUUAAUUGAAAAAGACUGGGUCUCCUUUGGUCACAAAUUUAACCACAGGUAUGGCAAUUUAGAUGGUGAUCCGAAGGAGAUAUCCCCUGUUAUUGACCAGUUCAUCGAGUGUGUUUGGCAAUUAAUGGAACAGUUUCCUUGUGCCUUUGAAUUCAACGAGAGAUUCCUUAUCCACAUACAGCAUCAUAUCUAUUCUUGCCAGUUUGGGAACUUUCUGUGCAAUAGCCAGAAGGAGAGACGAGAGCUGAAAAUCCAUGAACGAACAUAUUCAUUGUGGGCUCACUUGUGGAAAAACCGUGCUGAUUACCUGAAUCCUUUGUACAGACCAGACCACAGUCAAACCCAAGGGACCCUGCGCCCACAGAUGGCUCCAUGCAACUUCUUGUACAAGUUCUGGAGUGGUAUGUACAACCGCUUUGAAAAGGGGCUGCAUCCUCGACAGUCAGUUACUGACUAUCUGAUGGCAGUGAAGGAAGAAACUCAGCAGCUGGAAGAAGAGCUGGAGGUCUUAGGAGAGAGGUUGGCGAAUCUUCAGAAAUCACAAUUAAAUGAUAAUGAAGUGAAGAGUAAGCAACAAGACCGAAGCAAACAGCUAGGGCUUUCUACUUCCAACAACAGCUUAGCUAACACUCCCCAGGAGUAUAGCAAUGAUCUGAAGUCAUUCCCAUCCCGGAGCCCUUCACAAGGGGACGAAGAAGAUUCAGCCCUGAUUUUGACACAGGACAACCUGAAAAGCUCUGAUCCUGACCUCUCAGCUAACAGUGAUCAGGAGUCUGGUGUGGAGGACUUAAGCUGUAGGUCCCCAAGCGGAGGUGGCUGCUUGCCUAGUGAAGACAGUGGCAAGGAUUCAGAUGAGGCUGUAUUUCUGGCAGUCUGA
This is a messenger RNA of Tauraco erythrolophus (red-crested turaco), 1383 nucleotides long. The record is from RefSeq and is a predicted model, not a curated record. Lineage: Eukaryota; Metazoa; Chordata; Aves; Musophagiformes; Musophagidae.